AUGACUGAAAGAGGCGGAGAAGAAACUCACGCUGCCGCGGAGAGCCCCGCCACUAAUGCGCAGCGUCGGUGGAGGUCGGGGUCCGACGGCGGCGGUUCCAAUCAACCCCCUGCACAGCGCAGAAGGGUGGUCGAGGCACCUGCGGGGCCACAGUGGGCUCUUUACAGUACCGUGGAGGAAGUGCUACGGCUUGAGGGAGUAGAUGCUCCUGAACAAAUGACGCUAAACGACUUCAUUAUUAAGUACCUUGGCCCCAAGUUCGUGGUCGACGAAGGCCACGGUAUAAAAAUGGGGGUGGUUAUUCAGGGACCUGAGGAAUUCAUCACGGACCCGGAGCUUCGCGGGACUUUUCUCCGCUUACCAGCGUAUCAGCGCCUGGUUGACGCACGCAAUCUACAUGCGGACGCACGCAAUCUUAUAAGGCAAGGCGUGUAUUCUCUCGGU
This is a messenger RNA of Trypanosoma conorhini, 444 nucleotides long. Its product is annotated as putative retrotransposon hot spot (RHS) protein. The transcript has a single exon. NCBI's taxonomy places the organism in Eukaryota, Euglenozoa, Kinetoplastea, Trypanosomatida, Trypanosomatidae. The record is from RefSeq and is a predicted model, not a curated record. The annotation marks the transcript as partial.